AUGUACCCAUGUCCCUCAACUGGAAUCUUCCUGGCUCCGCAGGGCUGGGGCAAUCAUUGUAUCAGCGGCUGUGUGUGGUCAUUCGUGCUCCCAUCUGCGAACUUCGCAACUCAUUUCACCUGACUCAAACGAAUGGCAUGUCGACUUACACAAAUGGAUUCCGAGUGAUAUUCGCUCCAGCCGCUGCUCCCGCUUCAUGAGUUCACAUUCAUCUCAAAAGUUUGCAAGAGCCCAGUUUCGCCUCGCACUCUCAACAUCGGUCGUAAGAAGGCAUGUAUGGUUUUCGUAAAUUCUCAUGGAUUGUGGUGUCGACAAACAUCUGGUUUUCGGCAAGUUUUACAUACAACAAGGAACCAUACUGCAACACGAAAGAUGCCGAAUGUUUCUUCGCCUCUUGUGAUGAGAGAGUCCGGAUUGACAUCAUAUCCAACAGGUGGGCGACAAUACUCCUACCCCCAGUAGAACUGGAAACAAAUGUAUUUGCAAUAGCUGACUGUCGCAGUGCAAUCAUGUCGACUAUCAAUUUGAAACCUGUGAACGCCAUUGGGUUUGGCCUCGAAGCCAUCGACAUAGCCAAGGAGGACAAAGAAACACCACUGUCGUGGCAGUACAUUCGGUCGGGUAGCAUGAGCCUCGGGGAUAUUCAGGCGCGUAUUACCAACAUCGGCGGAUGUGGUCACCCAAAGAUAGCUUCCAAUUCGGACUCGGUCUUUUGCAUUUCGAGCUCGGGAGGAAACUCGGGUGCCGUUGCGAUAACGCUGGUUCAAUUCCUUGAGGAUUGUACCGAGUUGGAGUUCGUGAGAGAAAUAGGGGCAAUCCACGCUGCGCAGUCGACUUAUGAGGACGAUGAUAUCAAUGGGAUGAUCAAUUGCGACACCCUGGCAUCAGUGAAAGAGGAUGACUCCUUGGUUAUUGCUCUCCAUGGCGCAAGCAAUCAUACACCUUGGCCAUAUCUGAACGGCGAGCCUGAGCCUGACUCGCCAGUAGACAUCCCUUUUCUAUGCACUAUCCGGACCGGCUGGACCGUUGAGAAACCACACCUGGCCUUCGAAACGAACCUCGCCAUUUGCGUUUUUCUUGCAUCGUUUCUGGCAACAAUGGCAUGGCUUAGACAUUGGCGGAGGGGGGCAACAGCAAGGAUCAGGUCGCCAGAUGUGCACCAGGUCUGUCUACCGAAAGAAGGGCGCGCUACUGAGAGGACUUACCGGCCUCUACCGACGAUGGAGCAUACCGUCGAAUAUGAUGUUUGAAUGUCGGCGCUUGGGUGUCGACAAGUUUGGGAAG
Messenger RNA from Exophiala viscosa, 1284 nucleotides. RefSeq lists its product as uncharacterized. The record is from RefSeq and is a predicted model, not a curated record. NCBI's taxonomy places the organism in Eukaryota, Fungi, Ascomycota, Eurotiomycetes, Chaetothyriales, Herpotrichiellaceae. The coding region runs from base 273 to 1250 and encodes 325 amino acids. The transcript has a single exon.